Molecule: messenger RNA, 1590 nt
Organism: Malassezia vespertilionis
Lineage: Eukaryota; Fungi; Basidiomycota; Malasseziomycetes; Malasseziales; Malasseziaceae
Product: tRNA (uracil(54)-C(5))-methyltransferase
Exons: 1
Coding region: 1-1590 (529 amino acids)
Biological process (GO): tRNA processing
Molecular function (GO): tRNA (uracil(54)-C5)-methyltransferase activity, S-adenosyl methionine-dependent
Source: RefSeq, a predicted model, not a curated record
AUGAGCACACUUACGCUGCAUUCACCUCCGAGUCCUUCUGCUGCAGCUAUUGGGAAAAAGACACGGGCGGAAGAGCAACAUACUAAUGGCUUGCAGCACGAAAAAGAGCAGCGGCAGGUAGCAAAGCGCCAUCGGAAACACAUACAUCACCUAAAGAAAGCCUAUGCAAAACAAGUGAGCAAGAAUGGCAAUCCACCCAUCUUAUUUGACAUUUUAGAAAUGCUUGGCAAAGAACAGGUAAAUGGCAUCGUUAGCCGCGGCGAAGAGUUUGACAAGGUGGCGCCCUUCAACGAAGUGGUUCAAGUUACAAUUGAACGGUUGAGCGCGCAUGGCGAUGGCAUAGCACGCACCGCACAGGGCGAUAGAAUCCUUGCUAUUCCCUUUACACUUCCGGGUGAGGUCGUGCGAGUUUAUCCAUACGGUGUGGAAAGGCUCUAUUUCAAGUCCAGACUGGUCGAAAUUGUGUCUACGGAAUCUUCUAUGCGGCGCGAUGAUUUGGUGCAAUGCCAAUAUUUUGGCAAAUGCGGUGGAUGCCAAUAUCAAAUGGUUCCGUAUGAACAGCAGCUGAAGCUGAAGCAAAGUGUCGUGAGAAAUGCGUUUGCGCAUUACUCGGGCCUUGAUGCAAAGCUCAUGCCACCCGUACUGCCUACAGUCGCUUCUCCAGCCACAAUGCAGUAUCGCACAAAGUUGACACCCCAUUUUAAUCUGCCCUAUUCCUUGCGGCACCGCAAAAAGAAUGAGCAUGUUGACGCGAAAACGCUUGACAUCCCCAUUGGAUUUGAUGGGGCGACGAGUGGGCGGGUGAUGGAUAUUGAAGAGUGCCCGAUUGGCACUCCGACCAUCAACGCAGCACUUCCCGCCAAGCAAGCCGACGUUCGCGAGAGGAUUACAGACUACAAGAACGGGGCUACAUUGUUAUUGCGCGACUCGCUUAAAGACUUGGAGCCGGAAACACUGCAAGAAUGCAAAUCUGUGGUGGUGACGGACCACAAGGCUACUGUUUACGAACUGGUAGGGGACAUCAAAUUUGCGACGCCCGCGGGCGCUUUUUUCCAAAAUAAUCGUUCUAUUAUUCCCCUGGUGGUCGACUAUGUCAAACAACAGUCAUUUUUACAGAGUAACCAAACUAAGCCCCAGUAUCUCGUCGAUACCUACUGUGGCUCUGGCCUGUUUGCAUUGACGCUGGCGGGUAUGUUUCACCAAGUCGCAGGCGUGGAAAUCAGUGCCAGCUCUAUCGAAUGCGCGAAACACAAUGCCACGCUGAACCAAAUCGAGAAUGCCACUUUUUUGGCCGGUAAUGCGGAAAACAUUUUUGGGAGCAUUGCCUACCCUCCAUCUCAGACAACCGUCGUUAUUGACCCUCCACGCAGAGGUUGUGAUCAAGCUUUUAUCGAUCAGCUCGUGGCGCUCAAGCCCCGGAACAUUGUGUAUGUGUCUUGCAAUGUUCACACGCAAGCGCGCGAUGUGGGCUCAUUGCUUCGGGCAUGUGCUUCAUUCACAAUCGACAGCAUUCGCGGCUUCGACUUCUUUCCACAGACACACCAUGUCGAAGGUGUUUGUGUGCUGCACAAUACUGAUUAUGAUACAUAG